Micropterus salmoides (largemouth bass) is the source of this 1670-nucleotide messenger RNA. Its product is annotated as olfactomedin-4-like. The record is from RefSeq and is a predicted model, not a curated record. Gene Ontology annotation, biological process: signal transduction. Bases 144 to 1520 code for a protein of 458 amino acids. The transcript is spliced from 6 exons. NCBI's taxonomy places the organism in Eukaryota, Metazoa, Chordata, Actinopteri, Centrarchiformes, Centrarchidae.
UGUCUCCCUGCAGACUGGCAUUUUCCCUGCGCAACCUAAUUUUCACCUCUGUAGAAGAAAAUCAACCCAUUUCCAGUCUUCCUUUUCUUAGCACGUUAGUUGAAAAAGGCUACCAACGAGACACUCGAGAGCUAAACUGAGACAUGAUGCUGCCAAUUCUGCUGCUGGUUCUACCAGCCCUGAGUCCCACUUGGGCCUGGAUUCCAGUGGAGGAUUGGGAGACCGGCAAUGUGACUGCAUCAGUAGGUGAGUCGGGUCAGUGUGUUUGCCAUGUGUAUCUACCUGAAACUGCCUUCCCUGCCGACCGGGUUCAGCACAUGCAACAAGUCAGCAAGGAGCUGAUCCUGGAGGUUGAAAUUCAAAUGAACAAGUUGACGAGCUAUGAGAGUAAGUUGGAGGUCUACUUGAAGGAACUCAAGGCUCUGACUGUGAGAGUGGCCAUGCUGGAGACCAGUGCUGACAGUUACAUCAAACUGGACUUUGAGCUGCUCAGGGUUGAGCUCAGAGAGUUUGAGGCUCUGGUGUCUCAGCUCAAAGACUCCUUCAACUCCUCCUCACCCAUUUUUGACAGUCUGUAUACUGAGAUUCGCAACAUGACCCUCAUUGUGAAUCAACUGGAGACGUACGACAAGAGCAACCUGGAAGUGAUCCGCAUUGAAUUUGCUAAGCUGCAGAUGAAGCUGGAGGAUUGCCAGAAAGAGCAGGAUUUCAUCAAGCCAGAUAUUGGCAACUGCAAUCACACAGGAAUAAUGACCCUCAGCAAGCCAAUAGUGGUCCAAGUGAAUGCUCAUUUGAAUGCAGGUUUUCAAUACGGAGGCUGGGGAAAAGACUCCAAACCUGUUAGAGGCUAUGAAUCAAUGUACUUCUAUGGUGCAUACACAAAUCCGUCUGUUCAUGACUUUUAUUUGUACUCUAACUAUGAAAACCUAAUUCUGAGGUCUGCAUUCAAACACCAUGACAUACCAAGUGGGUGGGAAGGUACCGGCAACAACUACAUUGUUCACGAUAAUACCAUAUAUUACCAGCGGAGCUCACCUUUCAGUAUGACCAAACUGAAUCUGACCAGUUCCAAAUAUGACUACAGAGUGAUCUCAGCUGCCAGUCAAAGGUUCUCAUACAGUUACUCAGACAAUCAGCACCUGGACUUUGCAGCUGAUGAAAAUGGCUUGUGGGUAAUUUAUGCUUCAGAGGUGAGCAAAGGUAAAAUUGUCCUCGCUAAAAUAGAUGAGAAAUCUUUCGGCAUUGAGGAUGAGUGGAACACCGGUGCAUUCAAGCAGUUGGCUGGGAAUGCUUUCAUGGCCUGUGGAGUCAUGUAUGUCACCAGGUCAGUGGAUCUGAAUACAGAGGAGAUCUACUAUGCGUUCGACACCAAGACCAGAAAGGAGAAACACCUCAGCAUCCCCUUCCAGAAGUUUCAGGAGAAAUACACCAACCUGCAGUACAAUCCCACUGAUCAGAAGCUCUACAUGUACAAUAACGGCUACUACGUGUCCUACAGUGUGAGGUUUAACAAAGCAUGAUCCCUCCUCUUUGUGAUCUACCGUGUUGUGAUUGAUACGAUUGAUCUGUAUUUCCUCACUUUGUCACUGUGAGGUCUAUAAAGCUAUGUACUGUAACACAUAGACUUAUUACUGUCUUUUCCUGAAUAAAAUCAAACUGAAGCAUUUGAA